Messenger RNA from Notothenia coriiceps (black rockcod), 1704 nucleotides. RefSeq names its product ring finger protein 183 (gene rnf183). The coding region runs from base 225 to 1190 and encodes 321 amino acids. Lineage: Eukaryota; Metazoa; Chordata; Actinopteri; Perciformes; Nototheniidae. The transcript has 2 exons. Gene Ontology annotation, biological process: protein ubiquitination. The record is from RefSeq and is a predicted model, not a curated record. Gene Ontology annotation, molecular function: ubiquitin protein ligase activity.
AAACAUAUCAGACCAGGAGAGCAGGCACUGCAGGGAGACCAAAAGACUUCAGAGGAAAGCUUUAAGUUGUUUUUAUUGUAAUGAAGUUUGGUGAUUUGCACGUUUCCAAUGCUCUGAUACCCGAAAGGAUUAUUCUACUUGUGAGAUUAUCUCAAGGUGAUCGGACAUUAAGCUACCUCAGCAGAUUCCAUCCGUCACUCAACCUCUAACACAAUCCCUCCAGCAUGAGCGAUGAGAGGGAGAGACACAGGCCCGAAGGGAGCAAUGGGGACAGACCAGUCCCCAACGUCAAACCAAAACUCGGCCAGAAAGGGAAGAACACCAAGGAGGACAUGUGGAAGAAGGAGAAGCCUGCGAAGGUGAGGAGAUCCAGGAGUUCUGACUCGGAUAGGGCGGAGAGAGGCAGGAGGAGAGAGCGAGAAAGGCACCAGGGAGAGAGGAGGCGGCGGGGGAGGAGUGAGGAAGCCCGGGGACGAAACAGAAAAGGGGGAGAGAGCAUUGGGAGGAAGGUGAAGCCCCCUGAAAAUGAUGUGGAGGACACUGAGUGUGCUGUGUGUUUCUGCUCCUAUGAUAAUAUCUUCAAGACCCCCAAGCUGCUGGCGUGCGGGCACACCUUCUGCCUGGAGUGUCUCGCUCGCAUCAACGUCACCUCCCCUGAGCUCAAGACCCUGUGCUGCCCAGUGUGUCGAGAGCUGACCGAGCUCCCCCACGGCCAGGACCUGCCCCGCCUGGGCAACAACCAGGACAUCAUAGGCAAACUCCCCCCAGAGAUGCAGAGAAUCCUGUCCAUCCGAUUCAAACGCAGAAAGGGACAACUGCUCCUGAAGAACCGUCCCCACAACAGCUCCAUCAAACCCAAGAUCCUCACCCUGCCUAAAAAGAGCCAAGGUUGCCAGGUGACAGCAGGUGGGGACCUCCCCUUGAGUGCUCUGGAGCAGGGAUUAACCCCCGCCACUAUGGUGGACGUAGGCAGGCCUCCCAGCAGGGUCAGAGGUCGUCUGCGCCGUUUGUUCCGCUCGGACCAGUGCUACUACGUGGUGGUGGCGUCCAUCAUCACCAUCACUGUGGCGCUCAUGCUGGUGGGGAUUCUGGCCUUUGUGAUCAUACCGAAUGUAGGGUUGGCCAUAAACAAUGGGAACCACACAUCACACCGUCCCCCAGGUGAACUCAAUCCAGGGCCUGGACCCUGAAGGGGGUCAGUGGGGGGAUACGAGCUGCAGAGAUGAGACUAACGUGAAGGGCUGGAAUAUCACAGAAAUGAUUGUGAACAUUUUUGCCUCUUUUUGUCCUCUUGCAAAAAGAAGAAACUAAGCACAGUGACACAUUUAGGCCGUAAACAAGGGUAGCAACAUUUUUUUAAACUAAGGACACACAGGCUCAAAGUUGCUGUAUGGGACAAACAGGGCAAACAGGGCCAGCAUGUUUCUUCUUUUUUUUCUCUCUCUCUUUUCUAAACUGUGUAAAGUGUAAAGAAACUGUCCAUGAUGAUUAUUAAUCUGUAAAUAUACUAAAUGCUGUGAUGAAAAUACUUGAGUAUCUUUUGAUUGCAUCAAGUUGAUUGCCAAUAUUCGUUCAGGUUUUCUCGUUCUUACAACUUUUAAUAAGAGCCAAGUCAUUGUACAUAGCCAGCCAGUGAAUGUUUAUUUAUUUGUAUAUAAAAAGGACCUCUCAAAGGAAAGGACUUUUGUGUUCCCCGUGGUAUCA